AUGGAAUACAAAGAAGUUGCAGCUGGCACCGCGUGGCUGCCCAAAUUGAUAGAAUUGUUUUGGCCGGCGGAAGGAAGCACAUUGGAAGCCCCCGAACCGAGGACGAAUUCGCUUCAACGUUUGGGACACUGCUGGACAAGGGAAGUUUGGUGGACUCCUGAUGGCUAUUACAUUCAAGGUCAAUGCGCAAUAAUCGCUUUCGAUGUGACGGCUCGUGUGACCUAUAAGAACGUUCAAAAUUGGCAUCGGGAUCUUGUUCGAGUCUGUGAAAACAUUCCAAUUGUGCUUGCUGGCAACAAGGUCGAUAUGAAAGACCGAAAAGUUAAAGCAAAGACGAUCACCUUCCAUCGCAAGAAGAACCUCCAGUAUUACGACAUCUCAGCCAAGUCCAACUACAACUUUGAGAAACCUUUCUUGUGGCUUGCAAGAAAGCUUCUUGGAGAUCCAAACCUCGAGUUUGUUGCAAUGCCCGCGCUUGCUCCACCAGAGGUUCAAAUGGACCCAGACAUGAUUCAACAAUACGAGCGAGAUCUCAAGGAGGCUGCUGAUGCAAAUCUUCCUGAUGACGACUACGAUUUGGGAAUCGUUUCGAGGGAUCGUUGGCGCCAUAAGAAUUUUCAAAUUGCUGUUAAAUUUAAUAUUUAUCAUUUUAAAAUUCAACUAUGUCAAAGCAGUUCGGUGAAA
Molecule: messenger RNA, 684 nt
Organism: Mesorhabditis belari
Lineage: Eukaryota; Metazoa; Nematoda; Chromadorea; Rhabditida; Rhabditidae
Source: the annotation of a GenBank genome assembly